AGCGGGCGGAGCGGGGAGAUCUAUUUAAACACCAGGGAAAGCGGGUAAAACCCGCCUCAGGCAGCGCGGGGAGGAGGUGAGGUGAGGUGGGGUGGGGGAGGAACCGAGCCCCCUCCGACCCCACGUUCACCAGGCAACCCGGCUCCCGCCCUCUCCUCCUCCUCCUCCGCUCCCCGGAGCCUGUCAGCCCCCCGCCCAUGGAGCGACUCGCCGCCGCCGCCGCCGCCGCCGCCGCGAUGCCGGUUUGAGGAGCUGCAAGAGGCCGCGCAGAGCCACCGCUCCCGGAGGGAUGGCGACCGCCGAGCGGCUGUACGAGCUCUGGAUGCUGUACUGCAGCAAGAAGGACCCAGACUACCUUAAACUGUGGCUGGAGAGCUUUGUUGCAACAUAUGAGAAGUUUCUUGAUGUUGAUUUUGAAAAACCUCCCACAAGAUUGGAUGAUGUCCCACCAGGGUUAUCCUUGUUGCCUGAUAACAUUCUGCAGGUCCUGAGACAGCAGCAGUUACAGUGUAUGCGGAAACUGUCGGAUGGGCUAGAAGAUGAACAGCAAAUGCUGGCACUCAUUCUGGUCAAAUUCCUCAUUAUCAUCUGCAGGAAUUUGGCUAAUGUUGAAGAGAUUGGAACCUGCUCCUAUAUCAAUCAUGUUAUUACUAUGGCUACCGUCUACAUUCAGCAGUUAAAAAGCAAGACCAAAGAAAAAGAAAUGGCAGACCUAACUCCAGCUGAAGACUUUGCAAGACAUGCGCUUACCUUUUGUGAGAGCCUAUAUGACCCGUAUCGAAACUGGAGACAGAGAGCAGCUGGUGAAGUAGUCAGUGCAGUGGAGAAGAGCAGACAGAAGUAUAAAGCAGCCUGUCUAACUGUGGAGUUCAUCCCUUUCUUUUACCAAUGUUUUCAAGAGAGCGAGCAUCUGAAGGAGAGUCUGAAGUGCUGUCUUAUUCACCUCUUUGGGGCUAUUGUUGCAGGAGGACAGCGAAAUGCCCUGCAGGCAAUCUCCCCGGCUACAAUGGAAGUCUUGAUGCGAGUGUUGGCAGACUGUGAGCUGUUGGAUGACAAGGACCCAGAGGACGUAAGCCAUAAAUUGGAGUUGACCCUGAAGUGCCUGACGGAGGUGGUUCACGUGCUGCUGACCAGCAGCUCUGAUCAGCGGCAGGUAGAGAUCAGCACAAUCCUGGAGAAUUACUUCAAGCUGCUCAACUCUGAUCACACUGCGUUGCUGGUCAAUCGCAGAUCUCGGAAUUGGGAGAGCAGUUUCAUUGCACUACAGAUACAAAUGCUGAACACUAUUCCAGAAAUGUUAAACUGCCCUGACAGACCUGUCCUUCAGGCAAUCUUCCUGAAUAGCAACUGCUUUGAACAUCUCACUCGACUCAUACAGAACAGCAAGCUGUUUGUAAGCUCUAGAGCAGCAGACAAGAGUGAGAAAGAUCUUGCCAACAAAUUACUGACAGAAAUGAAUGUGAACCAGGUGUUUCAGGGUCGCCUGGAUAGCCUAGCUGUAGCGACGAUCCAAGCUUUGACUGCAGUGAUGCACAAAUCCCCAGCUGCUAAGGAGGUGUUCAAAGAGCGUAUUGGUUAUACGCAGCUGUAUGAGGUCCUGAAGACAUUGGGCCAGCCAUCACGAGACCUGUUGAAGGAGCUGAUGAACAUGGCUGUUGAAGGUGAACAUACCUCUGUGGGUAUGUUGGGGAUCAGCAAUGUCCAACCCCUUCUGCUACUCAUCCAAUGGCUUCCGGAGCUGGACUCCUUUGAGCUACAAGUCUUUGUUUCUGAUUGGCUGAAGAGGAUAUGCUGCAUCAACCGUCAAAGUCGCACGUUCUGCGUAAACGCCAACAUUGUGAGCCGUAUCCUUGUGACAUUGAACUGUCACGCUAGACUACACCGUACAUGUGCGGAGAACCUGAUUGGACUGCUGGGGUCUUUGGGAAGCCAGUCAUUGAGCUCAGGAGAGCUUUUGCAGUUGAUGAGGUUAUUGAGGACAGACAACCCUAAACAAGCCCAUCCCUAUGUCGUCCCUGUGACAUGUGCAAUACUGGGCAUAGCCCGGAAACAGGGCUUAGAUAAUGCACUACAGUACUUUAACCUAUCCCACAGCAUGGCAGGAAUCAUGGUACCCACUCUUCAACGUUGGCCUGGCUAUGCUUUUAGCUUCUUCGCAUGGUUGUGUCUUGAUCAGGGACAAGAGGCCAGUGGAAUCUUGGGGAAAGGAAGCAAGAGGAAACAGCUGUACAGUUUUUUCACAGCCAGUGGGACAGGGUUUGAAGCUUUUCUGACCUCUUCUGGAGGGUUGGUCGUAGCAGUUUGCACAAAGAAGGAAUACAUGACUGUGAUGCUCCCUGACCACUGCUUCUGUGAUUCCCUCUGGCAUAGUAUAGCUGUGGUACAUGUCCCAGCAAAGCGUCCCUUUGGUCAGAGUCUGGUGUACAUCUAUGUCAAUGGUCAGCAGAAGCUCUCCGCACCCCUCAAAUUCCCCACUAUGAAUGAGCCUUUUACCUCAUGUUGUAUUGGAUCGGCUGGUCAGAGGACCACUACCCCACCGCCCUCACAAAUCCCAGAUCCUCCCUUCUCAUUGUCCAUCUCCUCUGGACGUGCAUCUCUGAGUGCAAUUCUUUCCUCAACAACCUGGAGUGGACUCCCAGGAAAACCGGAAUCGGUGACAAAGCUCAUUUCAGCAGGAACUCAGGAUAGUGAGUGGGGUUCCCCGACUUCACUGGAGGGUCAGCUGGGUUCUGUUCUAGUCUUCCAUGAUGCACUACAAUCCUCUCAAGUGAAGGCUCUAUAUCUUUCAGGCCCAAACUGCAUUUCUCCAUUGAAACCUCAGGAGUCGGAGCUUACUGACCUCACAAGUAAACUGCUUCUGCAUUACACACCCAAGGCCUGCAAAAGCCCCAUCUGCCUUGAUUUGUCUCCAAAUCUCUUUCACGGGAGAUUGACCGGGCAUAAAGUUGUCAACUGGGACAUUAAGGAUAUGAUCAAUUGUGCUGGUGGUCUCAAUGUCCUUUUCCCACUGCUGGAGCAAAUGAGCACUCUUGGGACCCAAGGGUUCGUGAAAAAUGGAGACAGUUAUGGGGCAGCUGACUUUGUGACCCCUGAAGCGUCCACCCCUGCUGAAGGUGACUGGGUGGUGGUCCCCUCAACUCGAGCUUCUGAGGCCAGACUGGAGAAGAACCCUGUGGCUACUUUUCUCUUGACAAUAAAGCAUUUCAUACGAAGACAUCCAAUCAAUCAGGAGAAUCUGCUUCACUCCCAUGGAGUUGCCACUUUAGGCGCUUUGCUGCAGAAGAUUCCAAAUAGCUUAGUGGAUGUGAACAUGUUGGUGGCUGUGCAGUUGCUGAUUGAGCAAGCAAACGUAGAGAAGAAUACACAGCUCCUGCAUCAGAUGUACCAGCACCUGCUGUUUGACUUUCGAAUCUGGAGCCGUGGGGAUUUCCCAUUCCGAAUUGGUCAUAUUCAGUACUUAUCCACAAUCAUCAAAGACAAUCGGAAGCUGUUCAGGAAGAAAUAUGGGGUGCAGUUUUUGCUCGAUGUAAUCCGGAUGUGUUACAGCAGCUCAAACAAAGACAAUGACUUGUCAACAGAUGAUGUGAAGACAAUCCGGGCUUCCCUGUAUGGGCUAAUUAAAUACUUCAUCAGCAAAGGGGUCACACAGGAAGAGGUCCAGAGCAUCAUGGGAUACAUUGCUGCUAUCAAUGAUGAACAACAGCUCUCCGGGAUCCUGGAGAUUCUGCUGAAUCUUCUUCAGACGAGUUCAGCUCGGGACCAGCUGUACCUGCUGCUCUUUGAACCAGGGCAUGCCGACAUUCUCUAUGCACUGCUGCUGACCAACAAGUAUUCUGACAUGCUGCGCGAGCUCGUUUUCAAGAUAUUUGAGAGGAUGUUAAAGUGCGAUAAGGUUUAUGAACGGAGCAAGCAGCGCAUCAAACUGAGGGAUGUGGGCUAUUCAGGACUCAUCAUGCUGCUGAACGAUGUCACCAUUACUGUGUCCCUGGUCAAGAACUUCUUGCAGCAAAUCCUACAAGCAGACUCUGUGGUGAAUUAUAAGGAUCUAAUGGCUGUGGUUCACCUAGUGCAUAAAGCAGGGAUCAACGUGAGGCUUGCUGUUUGCCGAAAGAUUUAUCGGCACUUGCAGUCCCAGCAGGAUGCAGCCCAGCAGAUAGCAAAGCAGACCAGUUGGCAAGAAACAUUUGUGAGGUUAUUUCUGAAGGAAAAUACUGAGAGCAAGGACAAUGUUGGGGUGGACAGUUUGAACAACAACACUUUGAAUUUUAGUAAACAAAUUGAUCCCCAGCUUGAGAUGAGAACCGGUGCAGAACGGUUAAGAAGCACUAAUGAAGAAACCAGGGGCAUUAAGCCAUUGGAGGGCGAUACAGUGGACAAUGUAUCCUUGAAUAAAUUAUUUGAGAACAGAAGUUUUGACGGAUUGGUCGAAAGAUUCACCGACUCGAGCCACUCUUCUGAGAUGCUUUUAGAUGACAGGGCCUCAAAUGAAAGCGCCCUCACAGAAAGCUUGGUGGAAAAUCAGACCCAGUCAGAGGACUGGCCUCCAAAGGGGAGGAGUCUAACACUGGACUUGUCGAGCACAGCCUCUUAUGAAAUGGGUGACAUUGAAAGCCAAACACCAGGUAGCAUUGCCAGCACCCCAUCUCCAUUGGAGGUGCCCAAACACUUCCCUGGUGUGCAGUUUGAUAAGGAACCUAGCAGCAUGGAUGAGUCAAGUUACGUGGAUGAUACCUCAGUCUAUGAAGUCUCUGGAAGCGGAGAGAAGUGUGAGGAAGAGUUAAGUCGGAUUCUGAUGGACAUCCUCCUUUGUAUCAUGUGGCGUGGCCUGGAUGGGUCAGAUGACACUGCCUGGGUCGAGCGAGGGCAAGUCUUCUCGGCGCUGACGAAACUAGGAACAGCAAAUGAACUACUUUUGCCAUCCGAUGAAAUUAAACUAAAUCUUCUUGAGAAGAUUUUGGAGUGGGCUGUGACUGACAAUAGAGAGGCAACAGCAGUUGCCCUUCCGAUUCACACUGAGAAUGCAGUGAGAUUGCUGCAUAUUGUCCAGGACUUCCUUCAGGCUGAGGGGCUGGUGAAUCCCGCGUUGUGGACUGACAAGGUAUUGGAGGAAAUGGUGACUCUAAUGGACAGUCUGAUGGUGUGGUACUCAUCUGGAUCAGAAUGGAUGCAACUGUCUCAGCUUGGAGUGCGUCUUCUCCUUGGGUUUAUUGCACAGGACAACAUACAGGUGUGUGCCAUGGCUGCAGCAAAGCUCAACACAAUACUGCAGACAAAAGAGAUAGUCAACCGAGAUGAAGCUUGUUUCCUCUUGGGGAAGUUGGAGGAAACCCUGACGAAGUCCAUCAGAGAGAGAACCGAAACUUACUCUUUCCUGAUUCCAAUCAUAAGAACUUUGGUGUCCAAAAUCUAUGAGUUGCUGUACAUGAACCUGCACUUGCCAGCUCUGCCUCAAAGCAACGGCAGCCCUUCUUUCUUUGAGGAUUUUCAGGAGUACUGCGGAUCCGAUGAAUGGCGCGUUUACAUUGACAAAUAUAUCAUCCCGUCGAUGAAGCAAUAUGAAGUAGAAACAUUCAGCAAAGGCCACGAGCGCAUGGCAAUCUUUUGGAAGGAAUGUUAUGAAACUAUGAUGGUAAAUUUACACAAGCGAGAUCGGGAGAAAGGAGAAAGCAAACUCAAGUUCCAGGAGUUUUUUGUUGAACCGUUCACCCGCAAAGGCAGACAAGAGAACCUACGUUAUAACAGCAUGCUGAAGCAACUUAACAGCCAACACACAGCGACACUGAGACAGUGGAAGGCAGCCCAGCACUAUCUAACCUGUGAGCGAGGACCAUGGGCUGAUAAAAGACCGGAUUUUAUGCACUGGAAGUUGUCCAGUGUGGAAAACUAUUCCCGCAUGAGGCUUAAGCUGGUCCAGGACUACAACUUUGACUCCCAUGCUGAUGCCAGCGCACUACGUGACAAUCUUGGGGUCCAGCAGACCACACCAUCGAACGAUUCCUUGCUGCUGGAAGCUGUGAAGCAGGCCAAGGUCAGUGACCUGGAGGAUGAUCGCCUGGCUGAUGAAGAUUUGAGUGUGCUCAGUAACAUCAAUGAGAAGGAGGAGCAGAAUCAGAAAGAAAAGCUGGUGAUCUCCGAGGACUGUGACCUGAUCACCAUCAUGGACGUCGUGUCAGGACGCCUGGAGGUCACCACCCAGCACAUCAACUUUUUCGAUGGGAGCGUGGACAAAGAGGAAGGGGUCGGCUACGAUUUUAAGUGGCCCCUCUCUCAGCUACGUGAGAUUCACCUGCGUCGUUACAACUUGAGACGGUCAGCGCUGGAGAUCUUUCUGAUUGACCAAACUAACUACUUCCUCAACUUCAAAAAAGAGGUGAGGAACAAAGUCUACAGCCGUAUACUGUCGCUGCGACCACCCAACCUAUAUGGCACGCGAUCACCCCAGGAACUGCUGAAGGCUUCAGGACUUACACAGAAAUGGGUGAACCGUGAGAUUUCAAACUUCGAGUAUCUCAUACAACUAAACUCUAUUGCAGGAAGGACUUACAAUGACCUUGCUCAGUAUCCAGUGUUUCCUUGGAUUCUCAGUGAUUACACCUCAGAGGAGCUAGAUUUGAACAACCCUGAAGUCUUCAGGGACCUCUCCAAACCCAUUGGAGUUGCCAAUGAAAAGAAUGCCAAAGCUGUCCGGGAAAAAUUCGAUAAUUUCGAGGACCCAACAGGGAUGAUUGACAAAUUUCACUAUGGAACUCACUACUCCAAUGCAGCUGGUGUCAUGCACUACCUGAUACGGGUUGAACCCUUCACUACAUUGCACAUCCAGCUACAAAGCGGCAGGUUCGAUUGCGCGGAUCGUCAGUUCCAUUCCAUUCCUGCUACGUGGCAGGCUCUCAUGGAGAAUCCCAAUGACGUAAAAGAACUCAUUCCUGAAUUCUUCUAUUUUCCAGAAUUUUUAGAAAAUCAGAAUCAGCUGGAUCUGGGACGUUUACAGAUUUCAAAGGAGCGGGUUAAUGACGUGAUACUUCCGAGAUGGGCCACAUCACCUGAAGACUUCAUCUACAAACACAGGAAAGCCCUGGAGUCCGACUUUGUGUCUGCUCAUCUUCACGAGUGGAUUGAUCUGAUCUUUGGAUAUAAGCAAAGAGGGCCAGAUGCAGCUGAGGCGUUAAAUGUUUUCUACUACUGUACGUAUGAAGGAGCUGUUGACCUGGAUGCAAUUGCAGACGAGAAAGAGCGAAAAGCAUUGGAAGGGAUGAUCAGUAAUUUUGGACAGACUCCCUGUCAGCUCCUCAAGGAACCGCAUCCUUCCAGGUUGUCGGCUGAUGAAGCUUUGAAGCGACAGGCUAAGAUGGACAACUGCCCACUGAAUAUGUUCCAGCACCUGACUGAGCUUAAAUCCUUCUUUGUGGAGGGAAUCAGCGACACCAUUCCUAUAGUGAAAGCAGUGGUGCCCAAAAGCCAGGCUCGUUCCUUCAUGUCACAGGGAAGCCCUGAUACCCUGGUGACUCUAAGUCAGAAUUGCCUAAUGGGGACUCAUGGAUGGCUGCCUUAUGAUAAAAACAUUUCCAACUACUUCACGUUCUCCCGGGAUCCAACAGUAACUAAUUCAAAAACCCAGCGUUGCAUCAAUGGCCCCUUUACCCCUGGGCUAGAAGUGAAUUCUAAACUGUUUGUGGUGUCGCACGAUGGGAAACUGCUUUUCAGCGCGGGGCACUGGGAUAAUAGCAUUCGGGUGACCUCAGUUGCAAAGGGCAAGCUUACCGGGCAACACAUCAGGCACAUGGACAUUGUGACCUGCCUGGCAACUGAUCACUGUGGGAUCCAUUUGAUAUCAGGCUCACGUGACACAACGUGCAUGAUCUGGCAAAUUUUGCAGCAGGGAGGAAUAGCAGUUGGCCUGGCGCUGAAACCUAUGCAGAUUUUAUAUGGGCACACUGAGGAGAUAACCAGUGCAGCCAUCAGUACAGAGCUGGAUAUGGCUGUCUCGGGCUCCAAGGAUGGAACAGUGAUCAUACAUACCAUUCGACGGGGGCAGUAUAUGAGGACACUUCAGCCGCCAUGUGAGAGCUCGCUCCCUCUCAGCAUUCCCAGCCUGUCCGUAUCAUGGGAGGGACACAUCAUUGUCAACACUGUGAUCGAGGGAAAAUCCAAUUUUAAGGAUAAGAAUGCUCUACAUUUGUACUCAGUGAACGGCAAGCACUUGGCUAGCGAGACUAUAAAAGAACAAGUGACUGACCUGUGUGUCAGUGGAGAACAUAUAGUCCUGGGCAGCAUGGAGGGAUUUCUGUCUAUACGAGAUUUGUACAGCCUGAAGCUCAGUGCAACCCCACUGGCAAUGCGAUUACCAAUUCACUGUGUGUCCAUCACCAAGGAGAACAGUCACAUCCUUGUGGGACUGGAGGACGGCAAACUGAUCGUUGUAGGCGUGGGCAAGCCAGCUGAGAUGCGCUCAGGGCAACUUUCCAGGAAACUCUGGGGCUCCAGCAAGCGUCUGAAUCAGAUCUCGUCCGGAGAAACCGAGUACAAUCCCCAAACUGAACUCAAAUGAUGGGCACAAGGAACCGAAGGAGAGAAAAAAAUCUUGUGGCUUCCUGUACGCUGUUACUGAUCAUUUCUGAUUUUCCUCUUUCCUGCACCUGAUUGUUGGCCAAAUGAGACUAUGCAACAAAUCAGUGUGCCCGUUUCUGAUCAUGUAGCAUGGAUUGCAUUUUUGAUGAACCUUCCGCUGUAUCCUGUCGUAGGUGGUAAUGGAGCUCAGCAACCCCACCCCAACCGCGCCUCAAAAAAAACUCUUCACGUUUCUGUGCAAAGACUGCCCUCUUUUUUUUGGCUUUUUUUUCUUCAAAGGAUCAAAGCACUGUUGGAUUGUUUUUUAAACUUCUUCACUUCUGCAUUUUAAAACACUUAAAAAGGACUUGUCAGGAAUGAAAUAAAAACAGAAAAUGCUGGGAAAAACUCAACGGGCCUGGCAGCAUCUGUGGAGAGAGGAACAGAGUCAACGUUUCGAGUCCAAUAUGACUCUUCUCCGGGCAAAGAAUGAAUCCUGUCGGUUUGCUUUAUAACUAUCGAGGUAGCGAAACGCCACUGUCACAUUAGCCAGUGCUGAAAUGAAGAGCUCUCUCUGGAAGGGAAUAGACGCGAUGUGCCGUCUUUCAUGUCCCUGAGGGGAAAGGUCUUGCAACUUAGAAACGAUAUCCCAUUGCGGCUGCCUGAUAUCCAUUUUUAAAGCUGGAGAGAUGAUGUGUUUUUGUUAUUUUACUCAGUGCAAUGGCUUUCAACCCAAGACAGCGGAAAUAGCAGUCCCGCCUGCGGUGUGGUAGAUAAACUGACAUCGUUGAAAUGCUUUUCUUUUUCCAACCUUCCCACUCCCUAGUUUCCUUUGCCUAACAAAACUUUUUAAAUUAUUAGCUCAGUUUCAUGUUAAUCAAGCACAAUACUUCACAGUAAUAUGAUUUUAUUUUUACAUACCCACUCUUACCAAUAAGUACUAUUGCACAAGCUGAAUCGCAUUAGCCUCUAUUUCCCAGAUGUACUGUUCUUCUGUGUGCACUUUAUAUUGUAAACAUAAUUUAUGGAAUCAGAAUUAUUUUAAUUUAAUUUUUUUUUCAAAUUACUACUUUGCCUGAAGUGCAAACCACUUUCAUAGCUGCUAGCAGAAGGGCCCCAAUGCAGGAUUUCAAUAUGUUUAAUCCCCUUACCCCCUCCCAGCCCCCUGCAAACCUAGUUUACCACUUGUUAAGGACCUGGGGAUAGAAUAAUAAAUUGUGGAGGUGUCUGCCUGCUCCUGCUUCCUUCACCAACUGCUAUGGUAACAAGGGAUGGGGGGAAGGUGAAGGAAAGAGAGAGGGGAAGCGCUGGAAUUGGAAGUACCGAUGGUCCAACCUCAGGUCCUCAUUACUACUUACACAUUAGAGGCCCUGCAGUCGAUGCCUGUGCUCUAGAUCCUGCCAACAGGAAGGAUGGCACUACACAGUAAUGGCAUAUUGUGGCGGGAAUGACAUGCUGGCACAAGGCGUGUGUCCGCCAUUUUAUUGAACCAUCAGCUUCGAAGAUGAUUUCUGGUGGUCAUUCUCUGAUGAGCGCAAGAUAUUAGACAAGUGGAAUUGUGAAAGGCCUGUGUGCUAUUUACAGCUGGGAGAGGCUGAGAAGGGAACAGUGUGAUGGAGGGAGAGCAGGAUUGAGUAAUCCAAAAAAAAGUAGUCACAUCAAACCAAGGUGUACCAUAGGCACAACCCAACAUGUAUGGCCCAAAGAACUACAAAGAAUAUAGUUGUUUUGGUGAUGGGAGCAAACAGCACAACCUUAUUUUAUUGAGUGUUGACAAAUUCAGAAGGCGGGCAAGAAGGUUUUAAAUCGGAUCAAUCUUGGGAAGAACUUAAAGGAAAGGGUGCAGUCACAGAGUUGUGAGGGAAACAUUGGUGCACUGGGCAGAUUUGCUUUGUUUUAUUUAGAGGAUUAAGGUCAGUCACUUUACAGGUAGCUCAAUGAUCACAUUUUUAUUCAGAAUCAAAUACACUUUCACCAAACAGAGCUGACAGGUGGAGCUAAAUUCUUGCAAAAUUCGGUUUGCCUUGUGUAGAAGUGGCAUGUGCCUGAAAGGCCAAUUUAAGAGUUAUUCCAAUCCACAGCUGUGCAGCAAUGAUCUAGAUAUUGUCUAUGUCUGUCGUGUGAAGUUCUUAUUCAAUGAAUGGAUAGAAAGAUGUUUCAGAUCAGAUGCAUUACUCAUGGUUUUGAUUCCUUAAACAACUGAAGGUAACUUGUACAAGUUAGAGAAAUCGCCUCUCACUCGGUCAUUUCGCCACUGCCUUUAAUUAACUAUUUUUUUUUUAAUUAUGACUUGCAUUUGUAUGGCAGCAUUAUUGUGGAAAACAGCCUAAACUCUCUCCACCUAGUGACCCAGGAGCUAGCUCGGCUCAUUGGACUGUGAGACCUAGUGGCAUUAGUGAACAAAUGUUAAAGCAUUUGUACAUUUCCUUUGUAUGAGCAGCUGUGUUUGCCAUGAGAGGGCAGGGCAUUUCCCUACUUUGUAAAUGGGCUUCAUGGAGAUUCCAAAUUGGGUAUCCGCAGUGUUGUGAUUGUUGGUCUGUGCUGGUGAAAUUGGCCUUGUACGUUGUCUGGAGUUGCUCUGUGUUUUGAAGGGCAGGUUUGUUGUGGCAUUGUCACUAAAUGCUGAUGUGGGAAAGAUAAGUCCGUGCUGAGCAAGGCAUUCCCUCAUGGGGGUAAGAUGCACAGCUCAUUCACCACAUUCUGCCACUGAGGAGUCACUGUAGCCAAAAUUGUGAUGCCACUGUUAAGUGCGCAAGGUCAGGAGCUACAAUGUCAAGUGGAGUACCUAGUUGUCAGUGAGUUGAGGUUUUGUGUACUUGUGUGUCGGAUGCAAACCAGCUAUGCAGGUGUUGGGAUCUCAAACUGUCUUGUUAACUUUCUCAUUGUAUGAUAACAGCAGCUGAGUCUGUACAAGACUCACUCAUUCCGGCUGUAUGCCUGUUAAACCCAAUUCACUGUACCAUAUUAGCUGAAUACAGGUUAAAUUAGGAACUUGGAUCUGUUGCAACAUUGGACCGUAUUUGUACCUGGAUUGCAGCAAACCUAACCUGGACCUUCACGUGACGCCAGUAAAUGUUUCCAUUCGAAUUAGGAUUCCCGUUAAUUAUAACAUGCAAGCAUUAUUUGAUCAUGGCAUAUAAUUGUAUUAAGAAGCUAAUUAAGGUAAUAUAAGUAAGUUGAGGAAAAUAUCCAGACUUUUAUAGAUUUUUCAAUAACUGCUUGGGCAUUUUACUGCAGAAAUGGUUUUUCAUGUACAAUUCAUUUUGGGGAAUGUUUUAUGCCAAAUGGGUGUUUCAGUGCUUUAAAGUCUCUUGAUUUUUAAUCUGAUUUAUGUAAGUGAAUUGUGUAUGAUAUUGAUAUUCUGUGAUUCUUAACAAAAAAUCUCCACCAACCAUAUGUUUCCAGCCACGUUUGUGCAGUGUCCAGGCGAUGACAGAUUCUAACUUUAUUUUAGAUUGUCCUGUAAUUUAACUGCACACUUCCCUGCUUGUAUAUUUGAUUUAUAUAUAUUAUAUAUAUAUAUAUAUGUAUAGUGUGUUUGUUGAAGGAUUCCUUUUUUUUGCACUUUUCAGGUACUGCAGAUUGUAAAAUUUAAAGCUCUGAUGUACACAUUAUCUGUAGAUAACAAAUUUAUCAGAUUAGCUUUGUAUACAGAACCAAUAGGACUAAAGGCAAUAAAGAUGGGAUUACAAGGGG
Molecule: messenger RNA, 12240 nt
Organism: Carcharodon carcharias (great white shark)
Lineage: Eukaryota; Metazoa; Chordata; Chondrichthyes; Lamniformes; Lamnidae
Gene: nbeal1
Product: neurobeachin-like 1
Exons: 55
Coding region: 290-8545 (2751 amino acids)
Biological process (GO): intracellular protein localization
Cellular component (GO): cytosol; membrane
Molecular function (GO): protein kinase binding
Source: RefSeq, a predicted model, not a curated record